UGACUCACGCGCGCCCUUUUCAGAGACUUCCAUUAAAUAGCUAAUGAACAGCUGCCCCCAAACCUCCCCUCUCUAUCUAUAUAUCGCUCUCCGGAAACUUCCACCCACAAAACCCGCGUCUGAAACCUCCCCAAAACUGUGUAUAAUAGUUCCAAUCUUCCGUUUUCUUUCUCAGGCCAGACCAGACCAACGACAACAACCAAACAAACACUUCAACCUCAAAUUCCGUGCCCAAUCACAGCAAUAUAUUUCUCUCUCAAUUAUCCCUAAUUCUCUCGGCCCCGGCCAAACCAAAAAAAACAAAUAAACAAGAACUUUAUUCUGAUCGAACCUCCGAGUUCGGUCUCUGGUUCGGAAUCUGAUGCCAGAGAUCGAACAGCCACAAGAACCCCAGCACCAGAAUGUCCUCCCCGCCGACAGCGCGCUGUUCGGGAAGUACGAGGUCGGGAAGCUCCUCGGCUGCGGCGCCUUCGCGAAGGUAUACCAUGCCCGGAACAUCCGCACGGGGCAGAGCGUGGCCAUCAAGGUUAUUAACAAGAAGAAGAUUCUGGCCUCCUCCAACGCCAACCUCGCCCAAAACGUGAAGCGCGAGAUCUCGAUCAUGAAGCGCCUCCGACACCCCAACAUCGUCAAGCUCUACGAGGUCUCCGCCUCCAAAUCCAAGAUCUACUUCGUCAUGGAGUUCGUCAAGGGCGGCGAGCUCUUCGCCAAGGUCGCAAAGGGAAGGUUCUCCGAGGAUCUCAGCCGUCGGUACUUCCGCCAGCUGAUCUCCGCCGUGGGAUACUGCCACUCCCGCGGUGUCUUCCACCGCGACCUCAAGCCGGAGAAUCUCCUCGUCGACGAGCACGGGAAUCUUAAAGUCUCCGAUUUCGGACUCUCCGCCAUCGCGGCCGACCAAAUCCGUGCCGACGGGCUCCUCCAUACGCUCUGUGGGACCCCCGCCUACGUGGCGCCGGAGAUUCUCGCGAAGCGAGGCUACGACGGCGCGAAGGUCGAUGUCUGGUCGUGUGGGGUCAUUCUCUUCGUCUUGACCGCCGGGUAUUUGCCGUUCAACGAUCCCAAUCUGAUGGCCAUGUACAAGAAGAUCUACAAGGGGGAGUACCGGUGCCCCAAAUGGAUGUCGCCGGAUCUGAAAAAGUUCCUCUCUCGCCUUCUGGACACAAUUCCCGAGACGAGGAUCACCGUCGAUGAGAUCCUCCGGGACCCUUGGUUCAGCAAGGGUGGCUUCGAUCAGGGAGCGAUCAAUUUCUACCAUGAUUAUGAUCAGGAGAAAAUUGACGAUGAUAAGGACGAUCGUAAGAUGAGCCUGAACGCGUUCGACAUAAUCUCGUUCUCGUCGGGGCUGGACCUGUCGGGGCUGUUCGAUUCGUCGUACAAUCCGGUCGAGGACGGGCAGCGAUUCGUGUCGAAGGAGUCGCCGGAGGAGAUCCUCGCGAAAGUCGAGGAGUUAGCGAAGGCGGAGAAGCUGACGACGAAGAAGAAGAAGGAAUGGGGGUUGGAGAUCCGGGGGCAGAAUGGUAAUUUAGCAAUCGGGAUCGAAAUCUACGGGUUGGCCGACGGCUUGGUGGUGGUGGAGACGAAGAGGAAAGGCUGUGAUGCCGGACCGUACAAGGAUAUAUGGAGGAACAAGCUCAGGCCAUUGUUGACCGGGUCAACGGUGGAAUCAGAGGCGUCGACUUCUUCUUCAUCACCUCCUCAACAGGUUUCCGAUGAUCAAUAGAUGUUAUUAUGUUUGGUUCAAACUCUUUAUUAAAUUAAUGAUGGUCAAGAUUAAGGUUGUGUAAAGAAAAUGAGGUUCUUGCUGGUGUUUGCUAUACACAUUUUUAUUAAAUUGAUGAUUAUUACAAUUGUCGUAUUUCAUUUCAGAGUUAAAAAAAAAGUGUGUAUGUUUUCUUGCUUUGAGGAAUAAACUUCGUAAAUCUUACUAGUAAAUUAGUUCAGGGCUGGCAUUUGUAGUUCUCCGAGGGGGAAAAAAAAA
Molecule: messenger RNA, 1978 nt
Organism: Morus notabilis
Lineage: Eukaryota; Viridiplantae; Streptophyta; Magnoliopsida; Rosales; Moraceae
Product: CBL-interacting serine/threonine-protein kinase 11
Exons: 1
Coding region: 362-1720 (452 amino acids)
Biological process (GO): signal transduction; protein phosphorylation
Molecular function (GO): ATP binding; protein kinase activity
Source: RefSeq, a predicted model, not a curated record